CUGCUACUUUCGGGACGAGCAAGUUUCUUCGCCAGGUCCAAACCACAGGAAGGUGGUGUCUUACAGAGUGAUGUGGGGUGGAGACUUGAUCGACAGCUAUGGUCAUGGUUCUCAUGUUGCUGGUUCUCUUCUUGGUCAGUGCGAUCAAACACUCAGUGACUUUACUAUCGAAUCCAGCAAGUACAACGGCAUGGCGCCUCAUGCGAAGCUUGUCUUCACGGACAUUGGCGUUGGAAAGAACACUUAUGUCACGCCACCCAUGGAUCUUUCGGAUUAUUACUGAUGAAUACCCACAGGGAGGCAUACAGUCUGGGUGCAAGAAUUCAUAGUGAUUCUUGGACAACUGUGGAUCGUUCCUAUAACCUUAUGUCACGAAGUGUGGAUGCAUUCACCUACAACAAUCCUGCUUUCCUACCUGUUUUUGCUGCGGGCAAUGCUGGCUCGUCUUAUUCCUCUGUAGGAACUAUCACUUCUCCAGCAAUGUCAAAAAAUAGUUUAACUGUAGGCGCGAGUAUGGGCCCAGGGCAUUCCAUACGUCAUGAAAACCUUGCUCUUUUACGUUUUUACGUUUUGAACGGAACCAGUGACUUGCGGGUCGGGGUGCUAGAGAACUCUUUCGGAGUAAUGUUUCAGGAUAAUUGGGGUCCAUUUCCGCUACUACGAGCAAUACCGGGAGAGGCAUGUAUCUCACCUCCCAACGCAGCAGGAAUGGUGGUGCUGGCAAGUCGAGAAGGCUGUGACUGCAUUGAUAAGCUUGUUGCCAUACAAGACGCCGGUAGUGUGGCAGCCGUGUUUUUCAACAACGAAAACACAGGCUACUUUCCGUUGUCGUUAAGAUCGUCACUGGAGAGUAUAACCAUUCCAAGCGGUUCAAUUCCCAGAGUUUUCGGGGAUUAUCUAGACUCGAUGCUCACGCACGGUGACUCAGUCUUUGUGGAAGUGGUGGGCCACGUUCCCUUUAAUGGAGAACGCAUUGAUUCCAUGACAAGUUUUUCGUCGUGGGGUCCAACGCUGGACGGACGUCAAAAACCAGAAACUGUUGCGCCAGGUGACAAGAUUGUCUCUGCCAGGAGCAACAUGGGCUCGAAAGAAGCCACAUGCAGGACCUUAGUUUUAUCAGGAACUUCGAUGGCGACACCAAUUACAGCAGGAGGAGCAGCGCUCAUCCGUCAAUAUUUUAUGGAUGGAUUCUACCCCACAGGAUCUAAGGUACUCGCACAUUCUCGGCAACCUUCGGGAGCCUUGGUGAAAGCCAUUCUUAUUAAUGGAGCUGUGCCUCUGCGAGGACUAAAUGGUAAUGGAGUGAUCAUAGAUCCUCCACUCUCCUUCAAUCAAGGCUAUGGAAGAAUUGAUCUUCUUCACUCGUUGUUUCUCCCUGGUCACAACAAACUAAACGUUACAGCGGAGGAAGGCAACCCGUUAAAAACUGGAUUUGGACAACGGUAUUGCUUCUCAUGCUUUCCUGGCUCCGAGGACUUGAAAUUCACGCUGGCAUGGUAUAGUGACUUGGAGGAACAGUUUAUAUUCGUCUCAGAUGUAAUUUGCAGGUACGAUCCGCCUGCCUUGCCGGCUGCAAGUGUCAUCCUUGUCAAUGAUUUGGACUUGUUCGUGAUUGAUCCAAGUAAUACCAAGCGGUAUGGAAACGGUGGUCCACGUCCUGACAGAAUGAACAAUGUUGAACAGGUGUCUGUUUCGGAUCCAGAAUCUGGACUUUAUGUUGCAGUGAUUUAUGGUUAUUAUGUACCAGAAGAAGGUCCAGACGGAUUGGGACAACGUUUUGCAUUUGUUGCAAGCGCCGCGUCUUUGAGUGCAACACCAUGCUUAGUUAUCAAUCCAGUUGAAGUUCCUCCGUUAUUCGGGAAUAUCGCCAAUGUUCGCAUCACCGUGGAAGGAACUUCUGGUCCCUACAUAAAGUGGUUUUGUAGGCUUGAUGCAUCCAUUGAAACUCCCAAGGGCCAUGACUGGGAAAUAUGUGGGAAUGACUACUUCGCUGAAGGCCUUCCAGAUGCAUUUUAUACUUUUUCUGUUCAAGCAAGGGAUGAAAGCUUCUUGAACACUGCUUACUCUGAGAUUUCUUUCGCUAGUUUUACUAUUGAUACCAUACCGCCUCGCACAAUUUUGCUAUCGUCGUCAGCAUCCGUCUUCUGCGAGACCGCAGUGUUUGAGUUCUCAUCUGAUUCAGCUGACACAGACCACUUCGAGUGCCAGUUCACGUCUGGAAUCCUCUCGAGUCAUGGAUGGACGCUUUGUGGGUCUCCGGUCAAAGUCGAGGCACGGUCAGACGGACGGUACACCUUUCAUGUCAGAGCAGUUGACAAAGCAGGCAACCAAGAUCCACAACCAGUAUUUGUCCACUGGCUACUUCACAGGGAACGUCCAAGAGCAAAGAUAGUUACUAUACUACCCAAGGACUUGACCAACGUUUCAACUUGUCGUGUUUACUUCGAGCUUGACGUGCCAAAUCUCCCAGGUAUACAGGAACCAAGAUGGUCAUGCCGUUUAAACCUGUCAGAUAUUGAAGGGGCCGCCGUUUACGGGUGGAGGUCGUGCUCGUCUCCGUUGGAACUGAGUAAUCUGCCCGACGGGAUCUAUAUAGUCAGCGUACGAGCAGCGGAAAAUGAAAGCGGAGGUGCUCUGAGCAGCGUUCCAGCCACUUGCACGGUCACCAUCGAUAGCUUGCCUCCUGAAGUGCUGUUCUUCGCAGUACCGCCGCUGUUUUCGUCGUCCAGAGAUGUCAGCUAUGCGUUUGCGUCGUCGGAGGUGUCAACAACGACUUGCUGCAUGACGAAGCUAAACACCGCGGAAGAAGAACGCUGGCAACAGUGCACAAGCCCGGCAAGGUUUCGGAAUCUGGAGGACGGUGUCUAUCAGUUCAGCGUGACGGCAACAGAUUUAGCUGGAAACACCGGACUCGUCAUCAAGCACAGGUUUCUCGUGGAUACGACGCCUCCGUCGGUUGUCUCAUUUGUGCUCUCUCAGCCAGAUCUCGACGUAGUAACUGCGGAGUUUUCGGUGGAUGAUGGGCCUCUUGGAUCUACAUCUGGUGUUGCUACAUCCUACUGUCGCCUCGACUCUCAAGUGCAGGGUGGCACUUGGAUACCGUGCUCGAGUCCAUGGAGAGUGGAGCAAUCUUAUUUAGCACCUGGAGUGGAGCAUACGUUCAUGGUUAAAGCCGAGGACAGAGCUUCCAACAUAGCAUUGGAUCACGCAGAGCAAAAGCUGGUUCUAACGUCGAACUCGAGCGCAGUUCAUGGACUGGUGUGCCCCGAGGCUUACACGCGCCUUCAGAUAGCUACAUUGGCCUUCAACAGCUCGUUAUCUUGGACCGAGUGUGAAGUUGAUGAGCAAGUAUUCGUGGCUUGUGGAAGCCCCUACCACGUCGGACCUCUGGUGGAUGGAGCACACACUUUCAAAGUCAGGUACCUAUCUUCGUUUUCUUUGUGGAGUGGCUGCAAGUGGUACAUAGAUACGGGCACGCCGGAAACUUUGAUUCGUAGUAGCGUUGUCAACACCUUGAGUCCCAGUUUUGAACUCUCUGGAUACGAUGGCGGGGGUAUCGAAAGAUAUGAAUGUAUGCUGCAGUCACUGGAUCCACAGCAGGGCCAGAGACAUUCGUGGAGGAAGUGUAGCAGGCAGCUGGUAACAUACAGUUUAUGUCCGGCCUCGCUUUACAUCUUUCACGCGCGCUCGAUUGAUGCCGCCGGAAAUGUAGAUCCGAAUCCUCCACAAGCUAUUUUCUUGAUUAGCUAUUCUUUUUUCUAUCAUUCCGCUUUUUCCUCAGAUGUCUCUACGAACUCGAGCUAUCGCAUUUGUAGAACUCCAGGAACAUGUAAGUUUCCAUUGUCGCAAAGUGGAACCAUAGUUUCGACAUAUGACGGCGCGACGAUCAUAGCAUUUCCUAAGAGCCUUCGCAAAAGUCACUAUGAACUAAGUUCUAGUCCUUACGCAUCAGCUGCUCUUAGCGGAAAUGCUUUGGACAUGGGAAUUGUAGCCAGGCUCUGCGUCCCAGUUUCCAACGUUUCAUCCCUGGCUUCAACAUCAUACGACGAGCAGCCUUUUGCAAUUUUCCUCAUGCUGAGAAAGACGAACGAGAGUAGUCCCACAGUGCCAUUGGCAAUCUCGACAGGAAACGCAACACCAAACUAUACGAAUGAGCUCCAACUUAUUUACACCAGAGAAUCGCCCAUUCUCGUGACAACAAUGUGGGAACUUGUGGCUGCGCAGCUAGAUCAAGAGGGGACUUACGUGACUACGCUUGUGACCCGGCCUGGAUCUUACAUGCUCGCCAGAAUCUAUGAAGGCCCGACUCUUGCAUUUAUCAAAGCAUCGCAACCACGCAUGAUCGUGUCUUCCACUACGCUAAUUUUUAUGUGCUUGUGUAUUUUUGUUUGAAAGUAUAUUCAAAUUUAAAAGUAGAAUAUGCUCUCUUUUAGGGCU
Selaginella moellendorffii is the source of this 4437-nucleotide messenger RNA. RefSeq lists its product as uncharacterized. NCBI's taxonomy places the organism in Eukaryota, Viridiplantae, Streptophyta, Lycopodiopsida, Selaginellales, Selaginellaceae. The coding region runs from base 283 to 4392 and encodes 1369 amino acids. Gene Ontology annotation, biological process: proteolysis. Gene Ontology annotation, molecular function: serine-type endopeptidase activity. The record is from RefSeq and is a predicted model, not a curated record. The transcript is spliced from 17 exons.